AUGAAGUAUUUGUUAGUGUUGGGCCUUUUGGCGUCAGCGGCAUUUGCCGAAGAAAAGAAAGUUGAGGAAAAGACGUCAGCCGCCGAGGAACCAUCCUCCAAGAAGAACGAAAAGCGUGGUAUCCUGGGCUUGGGAUACGGGUACGGUUACGACGUAGGUGGCUACGAAAUCGGUGCCGGACACGGACACGAUCACGGACACGGACACGGACACGAAGGGUUCCACCACCUGAACCACUUCGAUUUCGACCACUUUGACGGAUACGGUGGUGGAUAUCACGGUGAACAUCAUGUUAAGCACGUCACAGUGGUGAAAAACGUUCCGGUUCCGUACCCGGUGGAGAAACACAUUCCAUACCCAGUGGAGAAGCACGUCCCUUACCCAGUUAAGGUUCCGGUUCCGCAGCCCUACCCAGUUGAGAAACACGUCCCUUACCCGGUCAAGGUGUACGUCAAGGUUCCAGUUCACGUGCCCCAGCCCUACCCGGUUGAAAAGAAGAUCCAUGUUCCGGUGCACGUUCCAGUAGACAGACCUUACCCCGUCAAGGUCCUCGUUCCUCAACCUUACCCAGUAGAGAAACACAUCCCCUACCCAGUAAAGGUUCCAGUUCCCCAACCCUACCCAGUUGAGAAGAAGAUCCAUGUUCCAGUGCAUGUUCCAGUUCACGUUCCCCAACCUUACCCAGUUGAGAAGAUCGUCCACGUUCCUUACAAGGUCCACGUUGACAGACCCUACCCAGUUCCAGUUCCCAAACCUUACCCAGUCCACGUUGAAAAGAAGGUCCCCUACCCCGUUGACAGGCCAGUUCCUUACCCAGUUAAGGUUCCAGUCGACAGACCAGUCCCUUACCCGGUAGAGAAACACGUUCCUUACCCAGUUAAGGUCCAUGUUCCAGCGCCCUACCCGGUUGAGAAGCACAUCCCAUACCCCGUUGAGAAACCUGUUCCUUACGCUGUUAAGGUUCCAGUCGACAGGCCCUACCCGGUCCACAUUGAGAAGCACGUUCCAGUUCCAGUGGAGAAGCCUGUUCCUUACCCCGUUAAAGUUCCAUACCCCGUUCCGGUUCAUCAUCACGAACAUCAUGAUCAUCAUGAACACCACCAGUUCCCGGAACAUCAUGGGUAUGAACAUUAUGAACACCACGGGGGAUUCGAACAUGAUUAUCACCACUAG
Cotesia congregata is the source of this 1173-nucleotide messenger RNA. The record is from the annotation of a GenBank genome assembly. Lineage: Eukaryota; Metazoa; Arthropoda; Insecta; Hymenoptera; Braconidae.